AAUGUCAAAUAAUGAAAUUUCAAUAUGGCCGCCCCAUUUGUUGUCAAACAGUAAAAUUGUUUAUAAAAUUUUUAUAAUUUAUUUAUUAAUACAAUGCACUAUAACAAAUUGAAUCCCAACAAUUUAGGUUGUUGCAGUUGUUGAUAAAAUUAUUAUUGCACAAUGUUCACAAAUUCAAAAAGCUAUUUUCUGUUAUUUUUCUAUAUUUUUCUCCUAAAAAGUGCUUUUGGCCAGCAGGAAAAUGAAUGUUCCAGCAAAUGCAGUUGCAAAUCGAACCCUCAACGAGAUGGAGGCAACUUUAUUAAAAUGACUUGCGGAGAAACUGAAAAAAUAACCAGCUUGGACGAGUUGGAGUUACUUAAUUUUGCCAGCGAUUUAGUACAAUUGAAUCUCUCAAACAACAAUCUCAAAACAUUCGCCCUCAAAGUUGAGCUAAUAGCCUUACAAAAACUAAAUCUAAGCUCAAACCAAAUAACUCAACUAGAAGAAAACCAGUUCACAAAAGUACCCAAAUUGAGACGCUUAGAUUUGUCUGCAAACAGCAUAAAACAUAUCGAUGUAAGGGCUUUUGAGGGCCUCAAAGAUCUAGAACGCCUCAAAUUAAACCACAACGAAAUAUUAACUCUAACAUUUGGGAGUUUUGAUGUUUUACCUAGCUUAAGACAAUUGGACAUUUCCAACAAUCCUCUCCAAUGUGAUUGCGGUCUUUUAUGGAUUCUUGACUACUCGCAAAAGCACUCUAUUAAACUUAUGUCAAAUCCUAAAUGUAGCUCGACUUUUAAAGGAAUUUCACUCAGAAAACUCAAAGUAGGAGUCGACAUUCAUUGUAAAUCAGCUACACACGAUAAUCUUUUGCCUUUGUUGGAUUUACAACCUGAAAAUAAUCAAAUGGUUUUUGAGGGGGAUUCGUUAAAGUUGCAUUGCAGAGCUCCAAGUAUUACUGACAGUACUAAUGAUUCCAGGUUGGAGUGGUUGUGGUUGGAUUCAAAGCCAAAAGACCAUUUCAGUGAUAUUUCAAUAGUAAAUGAAUUUUUGCCAAAUCCUGGUAUUGUUGAUAGUGUUUUGUAUAUUAAGAAAUUGACAAGAUCUCAUGCAGGGAUUUGGUCGUGUUUGUUUUCUUCUAUACAAGGGAAUCAUACGAAAAGUACUACAAUUUUAGUACUAUCAGAUGAUACAAGAUAUUGUCCAAUCGCAACAACAAAAAACAACAAAGGUACCUACAUUUGGCCUCAAACAAUAGUAAACAAUACCGUAACAGUACCCUGCGAAUUCCUAAACGACUAUUACGAGUCAACUAUCCAAACGGCCUCCUAUUUUUGCUCGGAAAAUAGCACCUGGAAAGAUCUGGACACUUCCCGUUGUUCCUACGUGUCUGACACUACUAGAAUCCUUGAAGGCUUCUCAAAAGUAAACUCCAGCGUCCUGGAAAGUGCACGCCAUCUUAAAGAUUUUACCUCAAAUGUUAGCUUGUUCAAGGAUGUAAUGGAUUUGGUGUUUUCCAUUGAAACAAUGGAGAAUUUUGUCAGUAGUAAUGGGGCGCCAUUAAGUGAACCUUUAAGCAAUAUUCUUAUGGAUAUUACAAAUAAUUUUUUAAACUUGCCAGAAGGGUAUUUGAAAAAGAGUGAUGAAGAGCAUAGGAGUUGUUCAAAGUUGGUUAGUGUCAUGGAAAAUGUGGCUUUGGGAAAUCCUGCAACACUUUUUCAAAGAGAAAAUUUUGUAAUUGAAGCUUUUCCUUCUAACAAGGACAAUUUCCCAGGAAUUAAAUGCUCUUGGUUUCGUAACGAAUUAAACUCUAUGGAUUCGUUAUUUUCUUGUAACAAUAAUAAUAAUGUGCCUGAUUCUAUGGUGUUGCAAGGCAAAAGUAUUGAAACUUCAGUUUUUGUGCCUGAAAGUUUAUUUAUUCGGAGUAAAGAUAGCAUUGCUGAUGAAGUUAAAGAUAACGUUAUAGUUUCAAUGCACAGUUCUAGUAAAUUUUUCCCCAUUGAUGAUGAACGAGUUGGAAAGGAAGGUGUCAGCUCAGCAAUAGUUGGAGUAAAAAUUGUUGGUCCUGGUCACGCUGAUCCUUCCCACCCGAUUAUAGUAACAAUUCGAGCCCCAAUUUCUACAUCAUAUGAAGUAACUCCUUUUACUCCAGUGUAUUGGGAUCAUGCCCUAGGCAGGUGGUCAACACAGGGUUGCCGUUUUGCCCAUCACUGGCACGACCAUGUGGUGUUUUCUUGUAGAAAAUUGGGAUAUUAUGGACUGAUGCAGGAUGUAAUUUUUACUAAUACAACUGGUUUUCCCAAGGGCUAUUUUCGUCUCUCCCAUCCAGCAAUUUAUGUUGGCAAUGCGAUUUUAUUUGCCUCGUUCCUAAUAGCAAUCCUAACAUAUAUUUUUGGAUUCGACAGCAUACAAAUGCCUAAGAAAGCCAAGCAUUGCCUCAUAAACACUUGGACAGCAAUAGCGAUUUUGUGUUUCAUUUACUCCUUUGGUAUUUACCAGACUGAAGAUCAGAAGCUGUGCCAGGCUAUUGGGCUGAUUUUGCACUAUUUGUCUUUGUGUUCGAUGUUGUGGAUGUGUGUCAGUAUUAAUUCGAUGUAUAAAAGGCUCAGUAGGAAUGGAGAUUCGAUUUUACAGGAUGAUGAUUUACCUAGCGACCAACCAAUAAAAAAACCAGUCAUGGGUUUAUACUUAGUAGGAUGGGGCGUGGCCUUAAUUAUUUGCGGCUUAUCAACUGCCAUUAACAUUAAAGAAUAUGCCUCUCAGUCGCACUGCUUUUUGCGCACAGGCCCAGCUUUGAGCGCCCUCUACGUACCGUUUGCCAUUCUAUUCCUUUUUAUGAUUGUAUUUUUCCUCAUGGUACGAUGCGCCAUCAAUAUUCUAGAUUUGUCUCACGGAGGCCAUUUGAGUGAAGGCACCCAAGCAACCGAACACGUGGACUUGGACCUUUUAGAACCGAAUUUUCCUAAUCAAGAUGGCAGGAGCGUGCGAAGCUACUCAUCUAAAACCGUUUCGAGUGAGACGGAAGAUAACGAACGCUCGCCAUUGGCUCAAUUGAAAGCGCACGUGAUUUUCGUUUUUCUAUUUUUGAUCACGUGGCUGAGUUGUGCGUUUGCCACAGUUCCACCUUUGGGAUUGGUCAGCUACGAAGCGGAUUUGUUUAGUGGAGCUUACGCUAUUUGCUCUACUACUUUGAGUGCGUUUACUUUGUUCUUUUAUUGCGUGGCUAGGAAUGAUGUCAGGACUCAGUGGAUGACUAUGUUUAGGUGGAUGCGGCGAAAACGACUACUCAGACCUCGCACAGUCUCAGACACAUCGCCAAGAGUCCAAAUUCAAUCUUUACCACUUCCACCAGUCGCUAACAGUGACGCUCAGGCAAUGUCCAGAUCUUCCAGCAGAAGCUCAAACCCCACCAAAUCGAAUUCUUUAAAAGGAGCUGCUGCAUUAGAUUUAAAUGGUUCAAUGAGUGAAAGGGCUGGUACAAAAAUAAACAAUGUGAAUUUAAUUGCCUUGCACCGAGCUCAUUAUCGCUCUAAUUUAGUUCCACACAUUAUUGAGAAUCCUACAAGUGCAGCGGACGUUUUUUAUAAUCCUCAUCAAAUCACUGUGGCCAGGAAAUUUUUUCGCAGGCAACGCCGAGAUAUGAUGAAGAGGAAUAAUCUGCAAACUAAACCACCUAGAGAUGUUAACAGUGAUGCUACUUCGGUGUUUUCAGAGCCGAGGCCUGUUAAAAGGAGAAAUACUGAGCAAAACAUGUUUGGGACAAAUUCCAAAGUGAACAACACAAAUAUACACGUGGAACAUGUGCCUAAAUCGCAAAAGAAGAAUCUCAAUAUAUUUUCUGAUAGCGGAGAUGAAUUUGAUAUGCUCAGCGACGUGCCAGUGGAAAAAAUUGUCAUAAACGCCGAACGAUUGAGAAAAAAGGAAAUUGCUAGGAAUAAAACUAGGAAAAAAUCCAAUUUGUUGCAAGACAACGUGCAGGCGCAAAUGCGCACCGUGUCUCAGCAGUGCACAUUGGAUUACAGCUCAGAAAAUCCACUUUCUGAUUCCAUAUUGGACAAGGGCAGCCUCUUGUCGCCGCUAUCGCCCACUAAAACUUUGCCAGCUACUUCGAGACAGGUUAAAAAAUUAAUGGACGAAAGUAGUACUACGCCUAUGGAGACUUCAGCUACUACAGAAACUACUGCACAUUUGAGCACAAGGAGGGAAAACAGCCCUGUAGAAGAACCUCAUCAUUAUGCUGAAAUAGCUGAACUAAGAGGGAGCGAAUCGACUGUUAGGGCGGGCAAGUUCGGAUUGGGUGGCAAGAACAGCCCUUUUGCUCGGCUUCGAUCUCCUUCAAAUUUCUCAAGAACCAGCAGCGUUUCGGCCACGGACAUCGACGAACUCUACCAACAAAUCCGUCGAGGACCCAUGCCAAUGCAACCUCAAAAAGGACGCCAUUUCAAUUCGCAACCUCAACGAGCCUAUUCCAGUCCCUUCUUAUCCGAUUCAGAUUUAACUGGAUUCACGGAAUCGCGAGAUUUGCAGACUUACGAUGACACUGUUGACGUAGAGACAACUGUUUGAAUUAAAGUAUUUUAGUUUUUAAGUUAAUGAGACUGUUUUUUUUUUUUUAAGUCGGCGAUGUUGUGACGCUGUUGUGAGCUGAGUUGUGCCUGAAUUUUGCUCUCUAUAAUUUGAAAAUCGCCUUUGACUGUAUUAAUAAUUUUUAAAAAAAUGCUCAAGCAAAAGGUGUGCAAUUUAAUCUGUGUGUAUUUAUUAAUAUUAUUUGAAUGUUUUAGGUUUCGAAUAAUUGAUUUACUUAAUAUUUGUGUACAUUAAACUUGAGUAUUUAUAUACGAAAAUCUGUGAUAUAUAAAAUGGUCAUUCUUAUGUACUUACUGAUGGUAUUAAUUUUACUUAAAUUCUUGUAUACCUACAUACAAGUUUCUUUUUAGUGAAUAUAUAAGUUUCGAGAAGCUUUGCCUUAUAUAAAUGUGUUUAAGUUUUGUUGCUUUUUAGGAGUUUACAAAUCUAAAACUAAUAAGCUUCUUGAAAGUAUGUAACAUAUAAUUGCAGCUCUCUAUAAGAUUGUGAUUGUAUGUGAACAAAAAAAUGUCUAUAUCCCCCAAAAUGUACAACAUAUUGAUGUAAAGACUGUUGAAAUAAGAGUAUCAUUAUAAAAAAUUAUAUAAAGAUAUAUUUGUGGAAAAAACAACACAUAAUAGAAAAUAUAACAAUAAACAAACUGUAUUUGAAUCUUAUUUUAAUCACGCAGAAACACUAUUAACAGUGCUAACGAUAAUAUCUAAAGAUUGUUCAAGUUCUUUUUGGUUGAUAACUAGAGGAGGCGCGAAACGGAUUAUAUUAUCAUGAGUAGGUUUGGCUAAAAGGCCGUUGUCUCUAAGUUUCAA
This is a messenger RNA of Ceutorhynchus assimilis (cabbage seed weevil), 5375 nucleotides long. Lineage: Eukaryota; Metazoa; Arthropoda; Insecta; Coleoptera; Curculionidae. The record is from the annotation of a GenBank genome assembly.